This is a messenger RNA of Ricinus communis (castor bean), 1299 nucleotides long. RefSeq names its product copper transporter 4. The transcript has a single exon. Lineage: Eukaryota; Viridiplantae; Streptophyta; Magnoliopsida; Malpighiales; Euphorbiaceae. The record is from RefSeq and is a predicted model, not a curated record. Gene Ontology annotation, molecular function: copper ion transmembrane transporter activity. Gene Ontology annotation, biological process: copper ion transmembrane transport; intracellular copper ion homeostasis. Bases 628 to 1119 code for a protein of 163 amino acids. Gene Ontology annotation, cellular component: plasma membrane.
UUUAUGAAUAUAUCAAAAUAUUUUCAAAUUAGCUCGAAUAUUUAAUGAAUUUAAAAUUAAAAUUAAAAUUAAAUUAUUAUACUUUUUAUACGAGGUCAAACCAAUUAAAAACUAGCCGAAUUUGAGUCCCACUCGAAAUGUUAAUAUUGUUAACACCCCUGGAUCUAUUUGCUAGAAUAGUUAAAGUUUGAUAUCUUUGACCCUUUGAUAUAAGUUUAAGGUGCACAUUGACCCUCUGUCCAAAAAAAGAAAAAAAAAAAAGAAUUUGAAUCGCUGCAUGCUUACCACGGAAGCAAAAUUCAAGAAUAAAAUUAAGCAGAAGGCUUUCAUAAAUGAAAAAACAACAGAACUGCUGCUGUACGAAAAGGAAAAAGGAGGGGAAAAAACGGUGCUAAAUCUUUAGGUGACAUCAAUAUAUAUUCCCGCCUGGAUAUGGACCUACCAAAUUCUCAGUAGCAUUACAAUAUCAUCAGAGAUUGCUUCCUCCCGAAUCAUUGCAUAUUUCUGAUCAAUUAAUCAAAUCCGAAAACACCCAUUUCACUCUUAUCCCUCUCCUUUUAUAUAUAUAAUCCCUCCCUGCUACCCCAAAACAGAAAAACACACCAAUACAUACUCACUAAAACAACAAUGGCAUCAGGUGACACAAUGAUGCCGCACCACGGCGGCAGCGUAUCUUCACUUACAUCUGCCUGCACCACUGGCAGCAGCACCAGCACCAGCAGCAUUCACGUCCACCGCAAAGCUUUGACACACAUGACAUUCUUCUGGGGUCAUACAACUGAGGUUCUUUUCAAAGGUUGGCCUGGUUCCAGCUCUGGCAUGUAUGCAUUAGCCUUGAUCUUUGUUUUUGUUCUUGCGGUGGUUGUAGAGUGGUUUAACUACUGCAGCAUCAUCAAGCCUGGAACAAAUAAGGUGGCAGCAGGAUUCUUCCGAACUGGAAUGCAUGCUGUGCGUACUGGGCUUUCUUAUAUGGUGAUGCUUGCUGUUAUGUCGUUCAAUGGUGGUAUUUUUCUAGCUGCUGUUGGUGGACAUGCGGUCGGGUUUUCACUUUUCGGGAGCAAGGUUUUUAACAAGUCGGAGAAGAAGCCUGAUCUCCCUCCGAUUAAUCUAAAGUGCUGAAGUUUUUGGUUUAAGAGAAUUCUAAGGAGGAGGAUGAUUGAUUUUUUCUGGAAUCUGUCGACACAUUUUCUGUUUUUGUUUGUUUCAAUAAUGAAACUUGUGCAUAAUACAGAUACGAUGAUUUGGUUCUUACAUAUAUGUUAUGGAAAAUGAAAGCCCAAAUAAAAGGGAAAUUAUUUU